Messenger RNA from Fraxinus pennsylvanica, 759 nucleotides. The record is from the annotation of a GenBank genome assembly. NCBI's taxonomy places the organism in Eukaryota, Viridiplantae, Streptophyta, Magnoliopsida, Lamiales, Oleaceae.
AUGGCUGGUGGAGCAGACUUAACACACACUCCUACAACCAAAGUCACCAUGGAUCAUAAUUCAGUACUCAAUGGAGACAUUGAUGCAAGAACUUUACUGGUGGCUCCAAAAUCUGCUGAUGGAGAAUCCAAUCGAAGGCCUCGUGGCAGGCCAGUUGGAUCCAAGAACAAGCCCAAGCCACCAAUCGUGAUCACUAGGGACAGUGCCAACGCACUAAAAGCACACGCCAUGGAGGUAGCAUCAGGCUGUGAUGUGAAUGAAAGCUUACUAAACUUCGCGCACAGGAAACAAUGUGGCAUAUGCGUGCUUAGUGCGACAGGGUGUGUAACCAACGUCACCCUUCACCAGCCUUCCUCAUCGGGAUCAAUUGUAACACUCCAUGGAAGAUUCGAGAUUCUCUCAUUGCUUGGAUCAAUUCUGCCACCACCGGCUCCACCAGGAGUCACGGGCCUAACAAUCUACCUAACAGGGACUCAAGGGCAGGUUGUGGGGGGCAAUGUGGUAGGGGCACUAGUUGCAUCUGGCCCUGUAGUCAUAAUGGCUGCAACAUUUAUGAAUGCUACAUUCAAUCGAUUGCCUUUCGACGAAGAUGAAAUGGUUUCUUCGGCAAAUCAGAAUCAGCAUUAUCAAAAUAAUAGGCAGCAUCACCAUAUCGAUGUUUCAGAUGUAUACGGGAUUCCACAGAAUUUGCUUAUAAGUCGAACUUUGCCAUCUGAGGUGUAUUCGUGGGCACCAGGUCGGACUCUGUCGAAGUCUUAG